CUAGCUAGCUCUCUUGCAUGCAUUCACUGAUAAACUCUAGUUGUUGGUGGAAUAUUCAUCUUCAAAUCUCAUUGCAUAGCGCUGUGGGGCUAACAAAUUAAGAAACGCAGUUGAAGAUUUGCACUGAACAUCAACCUCGGCAUUUUGAUCGAAGUAUCUUUAAUCAUUGCGCUGAGAUACUUAUAAAUUGAUCAAAUAACAUCAAAUGGAGGAGAACCCACCUCGAGUUUCAAGUCAAGAAAGGACCCACGAGGUCUCAAGGGGUGGACCCACCAGGAAGAGCAGGCACGCCGUUGAUGAAGGUGGAGAUCUAAUUGAGUGUUCAAGCAAGCAUUGCCAAUCAUGCACCGCUGGGUUGGUAGCUGACUGUGUGGCCCUCUGUUGCUGCCCCUGUGCUUUGGUCAAUCUUCUUACUCUUGCUUUUGUUAAGGUUCCAUGGAUGAUAGGGAGGAGGUGUUUGGGAAGAGUAAAAAGGAAGAAAAUGAAGCUGGAAAUUAAGAGAAAAUGCAGGAAGAACAGUGAAGGGGAAGGUAACACUGUGGCGCAAAGAGAAAGGGAUUGUAAUUUGAGAAAGAGAAUGAUAGAAGAAGAGGGAGUUCUGGGAAUUGCAACGGGAUUUGGCGAGGAAGAGGAAAUGGCUAGUGUUACUGCAAGAUACGAGGCAGAGAGGCUUUGGUUCGAGUUGAACCAGAUUGGUCACUUGGGUUUUGGUAGGGUUUCUUUCACUGAUAAUCCGUGUGUAGAUGACAGCUUAGGAAAGUGAAUUACUGACAAACAUAUUUUGUGUUUGCUCUGUAAUUUUAUUUUAUUUUUUACCCGUUAUGGUUUUGGGUUUCCUUCACAAAUAUCCAACAUGGCAGGGGAUGGGCAAUUGGGGAAGCACAUUAAAGUGAUAUGCAUCAUUGUAUAGAACUGUAAAUCUUCAAUUCUCCAGUUUAUGAUUUGAUUUUGGGGCAAGCAUCCACCAUCGACAA
Molecule: messenger RNA, 974 nt
Organism: Populus trichocarpa (black cottonwood)
Lineage: Eukaryota; Viridiplantae; Streptophyta; Magnoliopsida; Malpighiales; Salicaceae
Exons: 2
Coding region: 206-763 (185 amino acids)
Source: RefSeq, a predicted model, not a curated record